UUUUAAUUGAAUGCACUUGCAUCCAUCUUGUGUGAAAAAUUCUAAUCAAGGCGUGCAGGAAUUCGUUAAAAUUCAUUUAUCAUCACUUAAACUUAACUAAAUUGCAUCAUCUAUAAGUAAUAACUUACAUAAAACAUCAAAAAUCUAUAUCAAAGGAAUAUAUUUUUCCGAAACAUUUUAAGGUUAAAUAUCAUGAAUGACCCCAAGAAGGAAGAUUUAAAAGAAAAUCAUAUAUGGUGUCAGGUCUGUGGCACUACUAGUAAAGUAGUUAUGGCGCCUAAACAAAUAUUGGAUGAUAUAGCGGAUAUGAAGGAAUAUAUAAAAAAUCUUCCUAAAGGAAAAAACUAAUCCUUUUGUCAUAAAAAUUUUCUAGGAAUAAUAAAGUUAUGUAUUACUCCACUUGAAGAAUUCACGCUUUGAUGAUCUUUUGUUAAUUUAAAAUAAAACAAAUAGGUAGGAAGAUAUUGAAUUCUUUA
Clunio marinus is the source of this 476-nucleotide messenger RNA. Lineage: Eukaryota; Metazoa; Arthropoda; Insecta; Diptera; Chironomidae. The record is from the annotation of a GenBank genome assembly.